CGCAGGGCACCUUCCUGGGGCUCCUGGGAACUGCUGCGGGGCAGUGCAGAAAGGAUGGUGUGGUGGUAGUGGUGUCAGCUCUGUCUAGAUGGCGACUGCUGCUGAAGCGCGACCCUGCUCCGUGUAGCGGUGGAGAUAAAGCCGGCCACCCCAGAUCUAAUCCGAGCGCGCAAGACGGGAGGAACCGGCGCUGCUUCAGUGGCGAGGAUGGAUCAGUCAGUGCCAACCAGUCCUAAGGAGGGCUACUGCCCCAGCCUGAGAGCAGGCAUACCCCGCCCGCAGGAGCCCCCUGGCCUGAGCGGAAGAACAUGGGGGGCUCUGGCGUCUGCAGCCUGAGAGUGGAAACCGAUCAGUGGUUUCCUGAGGGGAAGACACAACCCCAGCCUCAGGAACCCUUAUUCUGAGUUUAGGAGCCACAUUCCUGCUCUCAGGGGACCCAAAGCGGAUUUCUUCAAGCCGGGGCCCGAGAACUUCUCGGUGGGACACAGCCGGCCCCGAGCGGGGGAAGGCGGGCGCAGACUAGUCCCAACUCGGAAACACCAAGCAGCAGAGCGGGGCGGGAGCGGUUAGGCUUUCUGUCGCAGGCCAGGUGGGCUCCUUGGGCCCCGGGGGCGCAGGGGACGGGGUGCUAGGGGUCAAUGCCGGGGCCCUUUGCCGCCAGCUGCCCCCUCCCCCUUCCCUGCGGGCUUUUGCACACGACGCGCCGUUUCACACGGGGUAGCGGGGACCGGAUAAAGCCAGCGGGAGCGGGGCGCCACGGCUGGCGUAGUGGGGGCAGCAGCGGUAGCGACAGCGGGACGACCCCUCGGCGGCCUCGGCACUGCCAGGCGGGAGCGAACUCGCGGCAGAGCGGGCGGGCGAGGGGCGCACGCGCCGGGGCGGCGGGAAAGGCGCGCAGGGCCCUCCCGGCAGGUGAGUGCGCGCCGCGGAGCGUCCCGCGCGCAAGUUCCAGGGAGCACACGGCAGGGCGCGCGGGACCGCAUGGAGGCCACCGAGAGGAAGCAUCUGUUGGACGCCAGGCUUGGAGCCGGGUCUUACAGAUCUCUGUGGCAGGAUGGGGCUGGCUGGAUCCCUCUGUCUUCACCUGGCCUGGACUUGCAGCCCAUUGAGCUGGCUACCAAGAGCAACCAUUACUGUCAUGCCCAGACGAGUCCUGGCAGUCACUGCAACCCCAAGAAGAAGAGGGCCUGGCGCCAGCUCUGUGUGGCCUGUGCCUUCUGCCUGUUGUUCAUGAUUGGGGAAGUCAUUGGUGGGUACCUGGCACAUAGUUUGGCGAUCAUGACAGACGCAGCCCACCUGCUCACUGACUUUGCCAGCAUGCUCAUCAGCCUCUUCUCCCUGUGGAUGUCUUCCCGGCCAGCCACCAAGACCAUGAACUUCGGCUGGCAGCGAGCUGAGAUCCUGGGCGCCCUGCUCUCUGUGCUGUCCAUCUGGGUCGUGACUGGAGUACUGGUGUACCUGGCAGUGGAACGGCUGAUCUCUGGGGACUAUGAGAUCGAGGAGGGGACCAUGCUGAUCACGUCGGGCUGUGCUGUGGUCGUGAACAUCAUAAUGGGGUUGAUUCUUCACCAGUCUGGCCACGGACACAGCCAUGGCCAUGAGCACAGCCACGACACCAGCCAGCAGCAGGAGAACCCCAGUGUCCGAGCUGCCUUUAUCCAUGUGGUUGGAGACUUUCUGCAGAGCUUGGGCGUUUUAGUGGCAGCCUUUAUUUUAUACUUCAAGCCAGAGUACAAGUUUAUAGACCCCAUCUGCACCUUCCUCUUCUCCAUCCUCGUCCUGGGGACAACCUUGACCAUCCUGAGAGAUGUGAUCCUGGUGCUGAUGGAAGGGACCCCCAGGGGCAUGGACUUCACGGCCGUGCGGGAUCUGCUGCUGUCGGUGGAGGGGGUGGAAGCCCUGCACAGCCUGCAUAUCUGGGCGCUGACUGUGGCCCAGCCUAUCCUGUCUGUCCACGUCGCCAUCGCUGGGAACGCAGACGCCCAGGCUGUGCUGAAGGCAGCCAGUGCCCGCCUGCAGGGGAAGUUCCACUUCCACACCAUGACCAUCCAGAUAGAGGACUACUCUGAGGACAUGAAGGACUGUCAGUCAUGCCAGGGUCCCUCGGACUGAUUGCCUGGCCAGGCGCCAACUGGGGCAUGGACAGGCCUGCAGACGGCUGGGCUGAGUGUCCCCCAGGCCCAGCCAGGGCUCUGCCUACCCCAGGUGGGUUAUAAACCAGGGCCCUCUCCUGACUCCAUGUUCAGUGUGGAGGAGGCUCGUCCCACUCCAGGAACGGGCUCUUCCCCGUCUCCCCCAUCUGACUACUGCCAGCCCCAGGAUGGGAACUCGGCAGGUGUAAAGCUGGUGUGACCCCGCUCUUCCAGCUCCCGGUGGGGCAGGGUUUGGGCCUCAUCCUCAGCUAAUGCCGCCCUACCACUAGCCUCUGGAAAGGCAGUGGGGCAUAGUGAGGGGUGAUAGAGGGGAGACUCAUUGUCCCCUCACCUACCUGCCUCAUUUCCCAUUUUCAGUCUGUCUGGCCUUUGCCUUAUGAAUCUGUAAAGAAGCCCUGGGACAGAGCCCCCUUCCUCUGCCUCUAACAAUACGCUACAAGGAGGCCAUGGGGGUUGGGGAGUGGUGAGGACUCUGCACACUCAUACGGGUCCCCCCUGAGAUGGGGAGCCAGGGGGCAUCUGAGGCUGAUCUGUGCCUGAGUCAUUUCACUGAGAGCCAAAUGUUUCCUUUUCCUGGAGGUAGGGGGCUUCUGACUAGGUAAGGACCCGCUGGUUUCCUCUUUUCUUAUCCCCACCCCGCCUCGCCAACGCCCAGGAAGCUGUGCCAACACAAAGGUGUCCUCGCGGGAGGGGUGGAGGUGGGCAGAGAUUUCAGCUUGGGUCCCCCCCAAACAGCCCCACAGGCCCCGGGCCACUCCUCUUGCCCUGAUUGUGUCCCGGGGUCGAGGAGCCUGACACUGGGUAUGGUUGGGCCAGCUCUGUUGCCGGUAUGGCCUGGCCUGCUCAAAACUUGGGGAUGGAGGAAAAAGAGGGUACAACCUGAACAGGAGCCCCUGGCUUCCUGAGGUGUGUGUGAAGAUUCCUGAAUUAGGAGGUGGGUUGUAUUUCCAAGAUGAAGCCAGGGGACCUGUCCCCAGUGUCACAGAGGAGGCAGCAUGCCCAGUCAUCAGGUGGCUCUGAUCUAGUGGUCUGUCUCUGCCCUUAGGCAGGUCAGCGUCUCUCUCGUCUGCGGACUAAGAAUGUUGACACCUACCUCACAGGGUUGUUGUGAGGACUGGGACCAAAGUCAGCUGAGCACAUGGUGGCUGUGGAAGAGUGGGUACUUUUAGCAUCAUUCUGGAAGGAUGGCCUGAGGGGCCAGGUGGGCUUCCCAGCCUCAGGGGGCAGCACUGGGUUUGUCCUGACUCUGUCCUGACCCACAGCGGGAGGAGGAGGGGUUGGUCACUCGCCUUCCCCUCUGAGCCUCUCUCUUCCCAUCUGUGAAACGACCUGUUUGUGCCUUUCCAGCACUGUCAUCCGGGGUUGGCUGUGAUCUAGGUUUGAGGGUUCUUCGGCCCCUUCAAAUCUGUGGGAAGUUGUGCUGGCUUGGAAGAGUGUGUGUGUGUGUGUGUGAGACCGCUGGUGGAGCUCCACUCCACCCCAAUCUUGGGAAUCAAAUUCCUCCCUCCCCCCAGCCAUGGCAGGCUGCAGGAACCUGGAUCCUGGGCUUUGCUAUAUUCCAAGUCCUUACACACCUCUCAAGAGACAGUCAUUGCUGUCCUCCAUUUUUACAGAUGAGAAAACUGAGGCUCAGAGAGGUUGAGUCACUUGCCCAAAGUCACACAGCCCGAGGCCUCCCCCUACAGCAGGGGCUGGGGACCUGCUCUGGGCUGCAUAUUGGUACAGUAUGAGCCACUGGGCCUGGCAGCCCACAAGCAAGGCCAUGCCAAGGUAGUUCAGUGUUCUGGGUGCUGCAACUGUGAGUGGGGAGGGAAAAGGUGUCUCUUUCCCCCAGCUGGGCCUGGCACUUGGAGUCCUCCCCACCCUGGAAAGGCUGCCUGGGUUGCAGCUGUGUGCUUCCUCAACAACUGUCCUUGAAUCAGGGCCAGACUGUCUCCCCUCCCCUUAAAGUCCCAGUCCCCCCUCCAUCUCAAGAAUACAGUAGCCCCACGCCUCCCCAAAGAGAGCCUUCUCUGCAUCCCACGCUGUGACUGGCUCUGGGGAUGACCUGAGUCAUCCAGGGGCCAGAGGUCAAACUGGAGGAUGGACGUCGGAGGCCUUGGGGACACCAUGUUCUGGCCAGCGAGCUAGUCACUAGUCACGGGAGUUUCCAAAGCUGCGAGGCCAUCGAAGCAGAAAAACACCGGAUACCCUGGACCUGGUUUGGACCCACCAUCCCCAUUCCUCUAGAGUGGCCCCAUCCCAGGCGAGACCUGAGUCCCCCUCCCCCCGCGCAGCUGCUGUAGAGGUAUUUAUAGCCUGAGCAAAGGGGCAAAGACACGCGCUUUAUUUCGGAAGUGAUCAUUCCAGUUCCAGGUAGGUGAACUCAGGAGAACCCAGCGUCCCCUCCCCCUCUCCACUCUCACCACCAGGGCGCUCGGGACCGCCCUUGCUCCCACACAGCCCACCGAGAAAUGGCCCCUUCUUAGUCUUAAGUGUGUGGGCCAACCAGUUUUCCGACUUCAAGCUGCGCACCACCAAUCUCGACGUCCCUGCUCCCCCUAAUCCCACCCGUUGGGCGUUUCGAGCUUCCUUCCCUUUCCGCGGGGAGGGAGCGCGGCGCGGUGCUGACCACUAGUGGUCCAGGCUGGUAAUGCAGAACGACGGCAGUGCCUGAGACGAGGGGCCCGGGCCCGGCAGGGCCACCGGCGUUCCCAUACCACCCCCAACUGUGCUCCGCCGGGUCGGGAAGGGAGCCCCGAAACUGGCUCCCCGGGACUUCUCUGCUCUAUUCUUGGGGCGCGAGGACUGCGCCCAGGAUUCUGCGAGAAGAACCCAGGAUUCUGCGAGAAGCUGCUUUCCGGCCGGACUAAAAACCCGGGGGUGGGUGGGAGGUGCAGUUUUGUGUCUCACUCCGCACACCCUGUCCACACCCCCGCCACUGUCGCCACAGAGCCAGGCAUGUAGUUAUGUCUCCUCCAUCUAUCUGUUCGUCAGAUAUUUGUGGCGUACCUGCCAGGCCAGAGAGACGAGGACACGGCCCUGCCCUCCCGGGACUCCCGUGUCAGUCCUGGGGCCUGACGGUGUACCAUGCGAGGCAGCAUGAAUAGCGUCGGGACUAAGGGACACACCCGGCUGUGAAAGCGCAGAGGAUCCGGGGCGGGGGUGGGGGUCAGGCAGGUUCGUGGAGGAGGCGAGGAUCUGAAAGAGAAGUAGAUGUCAGCUCGGCAGAGAAGCCAAGAAAGGCAUUCCAGGCAAGGGGUCUGCGAAGGCAGAGGAAGGGCCCCCAGAGCCAGCGACGUGAACGUGGGAACUGCCACUAGCGGCUAGGCUGUGGGGUGGGGGGCGAGGCGGUGGUUGGCCAAUCGGGUACUGCCGUGCUGGCUAAAUGGCAGCCUUGAUUGGGUCUCCAGAUACCGCAAGGGAGGAGGCGGAGCCUCCCCCCUCUCCCGAGGCAGUUGGCAGCGACCCCUGGGGUCUCAGCGAGUCCCUCCUAGGGCUUCUCCAGGCUGCGAUACUUCUUACGCAGCACGGACACCGGGUCCUUGAAGAGCACUGGGUCCAGACGGAGGCGAGAAGAUACCAGGGGCAUGUGGCCGAACCCUGCCGCCAUCUGGUUGAUGCAGUUCUGGGCUGCGGGCUGCGGCUCCUGCCUGAGCCCCGGACCCCCAGGCUCCUAAGGGGGGCGGGGAGAAAUGCGUUGGAGGGCUUCUCUGUCCUCGGAACCCCACCCUACCCCCGCCUCGUGCAGCAAAAAGGGUUAGAGUUAGAACGGGAAUCCCUUCCCCAGCUGGGGCCCUCCCAGUGCCGACCACCCCCCUAGAUCCUCACCAGUGGAGGAGGUCUGGCCUCCUGAUGCCACAUCCCAUAGGGCACCUUGAUAGGGGGCAACUUGGUGACGGAUGCUACUAGGAAGUUCAUCAGGACAUCCACACAGGUGGGUGCCUCAUCUGCCAGGGUCCUCAGAGCCUUGGGCAGGGAGUGGGUGAAGAGGGUGUGGUAAUACCUGGGUAAGGAGGGAGGAGCGGGAGAGGCUGCAGCCGAAUUCACCCCCCGCCAGGCCCCAUUCUUCUCCCUCCUGACCUUACUCUCCCUUUGACCCCAAUUCCUAAGCUUCUUGGGAAAGUCCUGCUCCCUUUUCUGCUGAGCCUUGGCUGCCUCAGAGAGCUCCCACCCCAAGUAUGCACCACUCUCCACUACUCUGUGCUCUGUGGCUUGUCUGCAGCCAACGGUGAACUCCCUGCCCCCUCCCUCACAGCUCCUUGGGACCCCCUUCCCUGGGCUCUGAAGUCUGAACCCAGAGCCAGAAUGAGGGGAGGAUCAGCUAGUUCCAAGGCCAUCAAACAUGGCAGGCCAAAGGCCAGCUUCAGGACGGCUGUGGAUUCACCCACCCCCAAAUCCAAACACUGUCCCUAUCCUCUGCAUGGCUCUACUUAAAAUACAACUAGCUGCCAUCUGUUGA
Eubalaena glacialis (North Atlantic right whale) is the source of this 6594-nucleotide messenger RNA. It is a transcript of the gene SLC30A2, whose product is annotated as solute carrier family 30 member 2. Gene Ontology annotation, cellular component: plasma membrane. The transcript has 8 exons. Gene Ontology annotation, biological process: zinc ion transmembrane transport; response to zinc ion. Bases 982 to 2112 code for a protein of 376 amino acids. Gene Ontology annotation, molecular function: zinc ion transmembrane transporter activity. NCBI's taxonomy places the organism in Eukaryota, Metazoa, Chordata, Mammalia, Artiodactyla, Balaenidae. The record is from RefSeq and is a predicted model, not a curated record.